Molecule: messenger RNA, 5856 nt
Organism: Phyllostomus hastatus (greater spear-nosed bat)
Lineage: Eukaryota; Metazoa; Chordata; Mammalia; Chiroptera; Phyllostomidae
Gene: BLTP3B
Product: UHRF1 binding protein 1 like
Exons: 22
Coding region: 534-4718 (1394 amino acids)
Source: RefSeq, a predicted model, not a curated record
UAGGUGAUGCUGCAGCCAAGAUGGCGUCGGCGGCGGCUGCGGUGGCUUGAGGGAGAUGCUCCCGGUCCUCCGCGGUAGAGGCGGCGGCUGUGGCCUCGGCCGGGGCCUCGGGUCUUUCCCGGGCGUGAGCGCUCAGGCGCCUCUCCUUCGGCCGGGUUAACCCGGACAAAGAGGAGACGGCCGCGAAAAGAGGAGGCAGUGAGGAACCUAGAGAGAGCGCGGCACCUCCCGUCCCGGCACCAUGGCUGGGCUCAUCAAAAAACAGAUCCUGAAGCACCUCUCCAGUGAUCCCUGCUGGCUGAGGUGGAGAUUGGUGUGCUGUGAAUUUCCUAAUCACCCAAAUGAGUACCAGAGGAGUCUAAGAGACCCUGGCAACUGACUACUUGCUUUCAUCAGGAAUAGGGACCUUUUGUCUGAAAUUUCCUGCCCUCAGAUUUACCAAAAAUUUAUCUCCUGACAAGAUAAAUCUAAGUACCCUUAAAGGAGAAGGCGAACUGAAGAAUUUGGAGUUGGAUGAAGAGGUGCUCCAGAAUAUGUUGGAUUUGCCAACAUGGCUUGCUAUCAACAAAGUUUUUUGUAAUAAAGCAUCUAUUAGGAUCCCAUGGACGAAACUGAAAACACAUCCCAUCUGUUUGUCCCUAGAUAAAGUAAUAAUGGAAAUGAGUACAUGUGAAGAACCACGAAAUCCUAAUGGCCCAUCACCAAUCGCAACUGCUUCAGGACAGAGUGAAUACGGUUUUGCUGAGAAAGUAGUUGAGGGAAUUACUGUGUCUGUAAAUUCCAUUGCCAUCCGCAUUGGAGCCAAAGCCUUUAAUGCAUCCUUUGAACUUUCCCAGUUACGGAUCUAUAGUGUAAAUGAAAACUGGGAACACGGAGAUUUAAAAUUAACUCGUAUUCAAGAUCCACAGAGAGGAGAGGUUUUGACAUUUAAAGAAAUAAAUUGGCAGAUGAUUCGAAUAGAGGCAGAUGCUACCCAGAGUUCACAACUUGAAAUUAUGUGUGCUCCUGUUCGAUUAAUAACCAACCAAUCAAAAAUCAGAGUCACACUUAAAAGAAGAUUAAAAGACUGCAAUGUCAUUGCAACAAAGUUAGUUCUAAUAUUGGAUGACUUAUUAUGGGUUUUAACGGAUUCUCAGUUGAAGGCUAUGGUACAAUAUGCAAAGUCUCUUAGUGAAGCAAUAGAGAAAUCAACAGAACAAAGGAAGAGUAUGGCUCCUGAACCUACACAGAGCUCUGCAGCAGCCCCGUCUACACAGCAAGUGAAGACACCACAGACUUCAAAUGCUCCUGAUCUAAAUGACGCAAUUGUGAAACUAUUCAAUGACUUUGAUGUUAAAGAAACCUCCCAUCAUUUAGUGAUUUCUCAUCUAGAUCUACACAUAUGUGAUGAUAUUCAUGCUAAAGAAAAAGAAUCAAAUAGGCGUAUUACUGGAGGAGCUAUGCAACUAUCUUUUACACAGCUCACUAUAGAUUAUUAUCCUUAUCACAAAGCAGGAGAUAGCUGUAAUCAUUGGAUGCAUUUUAGUGAUGCAACGAAGACAAAAAAUGGAUGGGCCAACGAAUUGUUACAGGAAUUUGAGAGCAAUGUUGAAAUGCUUAAACAGGCUAUAAAGGAUCAUAAUGUAGGUUCACCUCCUAAAUCACCAACACAUGCCUCUCCCCAGCACACACAAACAGAGAGAGAUGCAGCUCUGAAAGGGACUUCCAGAACACCUUCAGUAUUAUCUCAACAAUCCAAAGCUAAGUUGAUGUCUAGUUCUCUUGUGGUUAGACUUGCAGAUUUCAAUAUAUAUCAGGUCUCUACAGCAGAACAAUGUCGUUCUUCCCCGAAAAGUAUGAUUUCUUGCAAUAAAAAAUCCCUAUAUCUUCCACAAGAGAUGUCAGCUGUCUAUAUAGAAUUCACAGAAUAUUAUUAUCCUGAUGGAAAGGAUUUUCCAAUUCCAUCUCCCAACCUUUAUAGCCAGCUGAAUGCACUACAGUUUACUGUGGAUGAAAGAAGUAUUCUAUGGUUAAAUCAAUUUAUAUUGGAUUUAAAACAGAGCCUUAAUCAAUUUAUGGCUGUAUACAAGUUGAAUGACAAUUCAAAAUCUGAUGAACAUGUUGACAUUCGAGUUGAUGGCUUAAUGCUAAAGUUUGUUAUUCCUUCUGAGGUGAAAUCUGAAUGUCAUCAGGAUCAACCGCACGCAAUUUCUAUUCAGAGUUCUGAAAUGAUUGCCACAAAUACAAGGCACUGUGCAAACUGUCGACAUUCCGAUCUAGAAGCCUUGUUUCAAGACUUUAAAGAUUGUGACUUUUUCAGUAAAACAUAUACCAGCUUUCCCAAAUCUGGUGACAAUUUUAAUCUUCUGCAUCCAAUCUUCCAAAGACAUGCUCAUGAACAAGAUACCAAAAUGCAUGAAGUUUACAAAGGAAACAUUACUCCCAAGUUGAAUAAACACACUCUUAAAACUUCUGCUGCCACAGAUGUUUGGGCUGUAUAUUUUUCUCAAUUUUGGAUAGAUUAUGAAGGGAUGAAAAGUGGAAAAGGACGACCGAUAAAUUUUGUAGACUCUUUCCCUCUUUCCAUUUGGAUUUGUCAACCCACAAGGUAUGCACUGUCUCAAAAAGAGCUGCAGACUUGUAAUCAAGUAUCUCUAAACACAUCACAAAGUGAAUCUAGUGAUUUGACUGGCCGAUUAAAGCGGAAAAAGCUCUUGAAGGAGUAUUAUAGUACAGAGUCUGAGCCCUUGACAAAUGGUGGUCAGAAAUCUUCAGACACAUUUUUAAGAUUUUCCUCUUCAUCAUCAGAUGCAGAUAUUCAUGUCCUGGUUCAUGUUCAUAAACACAUCAGUAUGCAGGUCAAUCACUACCAGUAUCUGUUGCUGCUUUUCCUCCAUGAGUCACUCAUUCUGCUUUCGGAGAACUUAAAGAAUGAUGUAGAAGCUGUGACUGGCAGUCCUGCUAGUCAGACAUCUAUUUGCAUUGGAAUUUUACUUAAAAGUGCAGAAGUGGCUCUUUUGCUACACCCAGUGAAUCAAGCAAAUACUCUCAAGUCUCCUGUUUCUGAAAGUGUGAUCCCUGUUUCUGAUUAUUUGCCUACAGAAAAUGGAGAGCUCUUGUCUUCAAAGAAGAAACAAGUUACUAGUGGUAUAAAUCAAAUUAGAAGUGCAACUGUUAAUCAUAAGUCAGACAACAGAUCUAUGAGUGUUGACCUUAGCCAUGUCCCUUUGAAGGAUCCUUUGCUUUUUAAAUCAGCUAGUGACACAAAUCUGCAAAAAGGCAUUUCUAUUCUGGAUUAUUUAUCAGAUAAAAAUUUAGAGAAAAUAAGUGAAGAUGAAAGUAGUGGAAUUCUUUGCAAAAGUGGCUCAGGGGAAAUUGGAUUAGAAACAGGCGACAGAAAGGAUUUAUCUUGUACAGAUUCAAAUAGUGUCUUAAAAUACAGAGAAGAUUCAAGGGUGCUGCCAUUUGAUAAUUAUGGUAAUCAAAACAUGCUUUCAAAUCGUGUAACUAGUAAAGGAAAUGAAGCCAUAGAAUCUAUCUUUAAAGCUGAAGAUUUGCUUCCAGAAACAGCUUCACUCUCUGAGAACCUGGAAAUUGGUAAAGAAGAAGCACCCACAGUUAGAACACUUAAAUCACAGUCAUCUUUAAGGAACAGGAAAAGAAGCUCCUCUCAAACCUCGUUGGAUACCAUUUCACUUGACAGCAUGAUAUUGGAGGAACAAUUAUUAGAAAGUGAUGGAAAUAAUAGUCAUAUAUUCCUGGAAAAAGGUAUUAAAAAGAAUUCGAGUACAAGUUAUCAGAGCCCAGCAGACAGUGCAAGUGCUAGUGUAAACCUGCAGAACUACGGAGAAGCCUCUCCAGAUGCCAUCAGUACAGCUUCAGAGGGCGCUCAAGAAAACCAUAACGACCUGAUGUCCGUCGUGAUGUUUAAAAUUACUGGUGUUAAUGGGGAAAUUGACAUACGAGGAGAAGAUACAGAAAUCUGUCUUCAAGUGGACCAAGUAACACCGACUCAGUUGGGCAAUAUCAGCCUUCGGCAUUACCUUUGUAAUCGUCCAGUAGGUUCCGAUCAUAAAGCAGUUAUUCAUUCCAAAUCCUCUCCUGAGAUUGCUCUGAGAUUUGAAAGUGGGCCUGGUGCUGUAAUACACUCUUUGCUUGCAGAAAAAAAUGGAUUUCUACAAUGCCAUAUAGAAAACUUCAGCACUGAGUUUCUUACAUCUUCUCUUAUGAACAUUCAACAUUUUUUGGAAGAUGAAACUGUUGCAACAGUGAUACCAAUGAAGAUACAAGUUUCUAACACAAAAAUAAAUUUAAAAGAUGACAGCCCUCGCAGCAGUGCGGUGUCCCUUGAACCAGCUCCCGUAACCAUCCACAUUGAUCAUCUUGUGGUGGAGAGAAACGAUGAUGGCUCUUUUCAUAUCAGAGAUUCUCAGAUACUUAACACUGGAAAUGAUUUGAAAGAAAACAUCACAAGUGAAUCAGUGCUGCUCACCAGUGGAAAGUAUGACCUGAAGAAACAGCACAGUGUCACUCAAGGCACUCAGACGAGUCCUGAGGUUCCUUGGCCCUCUCAGUCAGUUAACUUUGUUGAGUGCUCCUUCGGCUUUACUAGGGAACAGCUCUUGGAAGAGAAUGAAUCUCUUAAGCAAGAAUUGGCUAAAGCUAAAAUGGCUCUUGCAGAGGCUUACUUGGAAAAAGAUGCUCUUCUUCAUCACAUCAAGAAGAUGACAGUUGGCUAGCGGGAGUGGCAGUCCGAAGCUCAGACUGUAACUCUGGAGUAGGGAGGUUGUACUUAUGAUGCGAUGUUACCAAUUGGCCAGUUGGUUACCAAUUAGAGAGAAUUUCCUUUUCAUGAAAAGAACAAUAAAAUGAAAUGAAACAUGAUGAAGUGGUGACUAUUCCAAAGCCAGUUUAGGAAAUAUUAGGUACAAGCAUUACAAUCUUUUGGUUGUUCUGUGUUGUGGAGUUUAAACCUCUUUUAAACUGGUGUGAUAGAAGGAAAAUCAACACGUACUGUAAAAUAAUUCCAUGCCUAAUGAAAAGAAGAUGUCAUUUCCUAAUUUUGAUACCACAUUAUAGGCAUUUUUUAAAAAGAAAAAUGAAAUCUGUUGUGUUCCACAGAUAAUAAUUACUAUUAUUUACAAAGUUUCAAAUGCUUUUAAGGCUAAUGUAAAAUAAAAGGCUUACAUUUUCAAUGUUACUAAAAUAAUGUACUUAAUCUAUAAUUAUUUAAUUACUGUAAAAAGUCCAGUCAUAUUAAUAAAUUAUGUAAUUACUGGGUUUGAAAAAUCUGGAAAAUCAUCACCCUAAUGAACUUAUUAAGUAACUUGGAGGUGUGAAAAAGAAAUUAUUUUAAAUGAUGGAUAAACUGUAACUUGAAGCUAUAAUUUUCCACAAUAUGGUAUAAGUGUAAAAAUAAAAAGCAUAAACUAUAAAAAGCAAAACAUUAGAGUAUAAGACCAACUGAUUUAAAAAACAUUACUUGUACAUUCCUUGAACUAUUUAUUGUUAUAAGAAAAAGAGUAAUUUAUCCCACUAAAUUUGGCAGCAUUUAUAACUGUAAUAAUUUUAAUUAAUACUAUUUGUAUUAUUUCUUUAUCUUUUCCCUGUUUAAGGAGGGGAAUGUUUUCAGAGAAUUUUCUUUACACAUACAAUACCAAUUUGAUACCAUUCUUGUAGUAUCAGAUUUAGGUGGAUGUUUGCACAUACCCAAUUUAUAUAGCUAGUUUUGAUUAAAGUUCUUUGUGACAUAUAUACUUCUAUAAUAAUUAUAAUUGCUAAAUUUUGAAUUCUAUUUUCUAGGAAUUGUUAUGGCUGAAGACAAGAGACACUUUCAAUCAUGCAUUAUGAAAUAAAAGUACAUGAGUGUUUAAGAAA